Myxocyprinus asiaticus (Chinese sucker) is the source of this 2573-nucleotide messenger RNA. RefSeq lists its product as uncharacterized. The transcript has 6 exons. Bases 1592 to 2044 code for a protein of 150 amino acids. NCBI's taxonomy places the organism in Eukaryota, Metazoa, Chordata, Actinopteri, Cypriniformes, Catostomidae. The record is from RefSeq and is a predicted model, not a curated record.
GCCUUUGAUAUCCUUCACCUUUAUAAACAUUUUCAUUCUACUGCUUUCUGAUUAGUUUGAGCAUUGAGUAUUUAAUUUCAAUAUAGUUUUUACACAGAAUUAUCAUUACUGUUUUUGAGUGGAACUAUAAACAGAGAAAUGUUUGGGUCUAUUAAGCACCCCCCUCUACAUACUAAAAAAAAAAAAAUAAAUAAAAAAAUUCUAAUUUUCAUUACUGUAUUCCUGAUAUAAUUAAAUUCAUCCUUUUUUUAACAUUAAAUUAAAAUCAUCCUCUUUUUUUCCCAUUAAAAUCAUCUUGUUUAUCUUUUUAAAACAUAAUUAAAUUUAGUACAACAAAUACUAAAAGACGUGUAAGUACUUUACAAUUCUGUUAUAUAUCAUUUUUAAUAUUUUUUCAUUACAGUACUAAAAAUUAGAUUUUUUUUGCAAUGUUUGAGAAUGGAGAGGGGAUGUACUUAGGCUUCAUUUUCUUGAUGCAAAAUGUAAUCUGUUAUUAUUUUCUGUAAAUUUGGGGGUAAAAUAUGACCCAAGAUUCUAUUUGAAAGUUUUGUGAAAUUCACCCUCAAAUCAUUUUCUUUUAUACUGUCCUUUGAGAAUUUGUGGUCAUGAUGACUGGAGAUUAAUUUAAAAUUAAUUAACGAAGACUGCUUGGAAUUGUCAAUAAAUAUAUGAGGGAAAAAACUGUGAACACAAAUUUGUGAGAUUGCUUUUGAUAAAACAUUCAAGUAAUUCUUUGUUCUUGUUAAUUUAAAAUUCUUGUAGAUUUUCUGAUCUUUUAAAUUAAAAGUUUAAAAUUGUAAUAGCCAAUCAGAUGAGCAUUGUGCUUUACUGUCCUGAAAAUAAUGUCACAAUGCAAAAAAUGCUAAUGGUCCUAAUAACAGACUACAUGUUCUUAAUGCAAAAUAUGAUUUCUUUUUUUUUUUUUUUUUUUUUUUUUUUUUUUGGUUUUGGGAUGACAGUGUUACCUGGUCACUUCUUGACAGGUUUUGUAAGAUUCACCCGUGUGAGGCAGCAAGAGGUUAACAUCCCUGAUCUCACUUCCAUGGACGCAAGCAUGACAUCUGGUGCGUCCAACCAUUAAAUCCUGUUCCCAUCCCUGCUAAGACAGACAGACAACCAAAGAGCCAAUUACAGCUUGCAUCUACUCCACAGUCAACCAAUAGCAGUCCAGGAAAGGAGGUGGGACAAUUCUGGAUCACAUAGCUUGGGUUUGUAGCAUCCUUGUAGCUGCUGUUGUCUUGAGCAUGGAAUAAAAUGAAAUGAAAGAAAAAGACAAAUCAGCAAAUAUGGAAAGGUGUGAAUUUGCACUGUGGAAAACAAUGAUUGUGAACAAAGAGGAUCUUCUCUUGCAGAUCUACUCAUACUACUGAGGAACAAAGGAGGAGGGGUGAAAGGAGGAAUUCACUCUCCUUUUUUUCCCCAUCGCCUGCUUGGAAAAUCUCGGAAAGAUAUCAGCCACAUUUCUCCAUGAUUAGGAUUCUUGCCAGAAGUUCAGGAGAGCACAGAGAUCCUCAUGGUCGAGACAUGGAAGGGGAUUGAAGGCCAUUAGGGUUGACUUCUAACCACGAGACAACUUCACCCUACAAGAACUAUGUCUUUGGCCACCAAACUCGAUCUGUUCACCUCCACCCAAACCCAGACCUUGACCCCAUUCCCCACCCUUCCCCUCACCACCUCCGUUCCUGUUUUCACAAGUUCAGUAGAACCCAGAACUGAUCAGGAGAACAUAACAUCCAGGUCCACCUUCCAUUCCAUCACACCGUCCACCAAUGUGACCGUUCUCAACUCCACGCAGCUGCCAAUUGCAUCUGUGGAAGGCGCAGGGAUGGGGAUGGUGCUCGUACUCUUCGGCAUCAUCACAGUCAUUGGGCUGGCUGUCGUCAUGCUUCUGUAUAUCAGGAAAAAGAAAAGACUGGAGAAACUGAGACACCAGCUGAUGCCCAUGUAUAACUUUGAUCCAGCUGAAGAACAGGAUGAUCUCGAGAAGGAACUGCUGGACCACGGACGAGAAGGAAGCCCAGCAGGACCAAACUCCAAAUUCUGACACAAGGCCUUGUGGUUUGUUAUUUGUGACUCUGACCACAAGUCAAGGUACAACUCAGAAACCCAGUCGACUUGUCUUCACUGAUGUGGCUGAUGCGAUUAAUGCAUGACAGCUGGGAAACUGGACACAUUGGAAUUCUUUAGGAUUCAGGAAUAUACAGAAAGCCAGAACAGAAAAGAUGGAGCUGUCCAAAUGUUCUGAUCAUUAAAGUAACAUGGACUAUAAGUGGUCAAUAAGACACACAUUGAUAUGAUUGAGACAUUGUGUUUCUUGUUAAUAUGAAUGAAUGAGAAAAUAAUCAAAUAUGCAGGUUGUUUAUAUAAAAAGGGACUCCAAAUGCAACUUUAGACAGCUUUGUGAGAAAUCGUACUAGUUUGGUGAAUGGCAGGACAACACACUCUCACGACGAAGUCGUCAGGAUUCGUACGACUUUUCUAAAUUUGGCUUAUUCAUAUGAUAUUGUGCGACUGCAUUCGUUUGAAUUCCUACGACUUUCACUACAGCCAAUGACAUUGCUGGACAUCAUUUC